This is a messenger RNA of Ambispora leptoticha, 720 nucleotides long. The record is from the annotation of a GenBank genome assembly. Lineage: Eukaryota; Fungi; Glomeromycota; Glomeromycetes; Archaeosporales; Ambisporaceae.
AUGGCAAACGACGACGGAAAGAAUGAAAUUCAAUUACUUGAAACAAUACUUUAUGGUCCAUCUUCUGGAUUAUUUUUAAUCGACCGGCAUAUUAAUCGACUUUUACGAUCUGCAACAUUUUUUGAAUCUCGAAAAGAUAAGAAUGAGAAUGAAAAGAUGCCAUUCGAUUUCGUACAGAAUGCUGAGGAAUUUAAGAAGAUUUUAUUGGGAGAAAUCGAUAAGUGCGUGGAAAAGAUUGGAAGGGGAAUUAGGCAAAGGGUUAGAGUGGUUGUUGAUGUAGAUGGAAUUCCGACGGUGACCAGUAGCGCAUUCGAAUCAAAACCAAGCAACUCGACAAUUAAAGUAAAGUUGGAUACAGAACCUACAAAUUCUGAGAAUAUUCUUCUGAUGCAUAAAACUACUAAUCGUAAAGUAUACGAUGAUGCUAGGAAGAGAGUCGGUAUUGAUCAAAACAGCAACAAUAAUGAUAUAUUUGAUGUGAUUCUAUACAACGAGAAUUCGGAAAUAACCGAAUGUUCAAUCGCAAAUAUUGCAAUUGAGAUUUACGAUGAUAAGACUAAUAAGGUAAAAUGGAAAACUCCUAGAAUCGAGUGCGGUCUUUUACCGGGUGUAAUGAGAGAAUAUUUACUUGAGACGAGAAAAGAAGAGUUUUUUGAGGGGGUUGUGUCAAUUGAAGAUUUGACAAGAACUCAAAAGGUAAUGUUUGAUGGCAACGGUUAA